Messenger RNA from Tachysurus fulvidraco (yellow catfish), 7061 nucleotides. RefSeq names its product nuclear pore membrane glycoprotein 210-like. Lineage: Eukaryota; Metazoa; Chordata; Actinopteri; Siluriformes; Bagridae. The record is from RefSeq and is a predicted model, not a curated record. Gene Ontology annotation, cellular component: nuclear pore. Bases 145 to 5634 code for a protein of 1829 amino acids. The transcript is spliced from 40 exons.
AAAUUUGGUGUCAUGUGACCAUACAUUCUAAAGGACUCCGUCAUUUCUAGUUUGUUGUGAAGAGGAGAAGUAUAUGGGACAAGAAAUUCGUGAACUGAACCUGUAUUGUUUCUCACACUGAAGUAACUGGGACCUGGGACCUUGAUGGCAGAACUCAGUUUCCGGGUUGUGUUUCUGUUGGUCCUGACUUCAUGUUACAUUGAUGUCUGUCAGCCUGCUAAACUGAACAUGCCCAAAGUUCUGCUCCCUUUGGCCAGGAGCACAAAGAUCAACUUCACACUGGAGGCCAAUGAAGGCUGCUACAGAUGGUCAUCAAACAAACCAGGGGUGGUGAGUGUUGAAUCUGUAGACAUGGACGAGCGUCAUUGUUCCCAGAGAGCUGUACUUCAGGCUCACUCCAAUCAGCUCUCGCGCCUCACUAGUAUUAUUCUAGCAGAGGAUGUUGUGACUGGACAGGUGUUACGCUGUGACGCCAUCGUGGACAUCAUCAGUGAGAUUCAGAUCGUCUCCACAACACGGGAGCUUCACCUGGAGGACUCGCCCCUGGAGCUGAUGAUCCAUGCUCUGGAUUCAGAGGGAAACACCUUCAGUACUCUGGCUGGUCUGGUGUUCGACUGGAGCCUUGUGAAGGGCACAGAGACGGGAAUGCUCCCUGAUUCCUUCAGCUCGUUACGAGUGCUCCCGUUCUCAGAGUCGACCUACACACCACCAACAUACAUAUCAGAGAUGGAGCGUGUGGGGAAGCAGGGAGACAUCAUUCUGGUGUCUGGGAUUAAAAUUGGUCACGCAAAACUGAAGGCUAAAAUCCAGGAGCCGCUCUACACCCAUGUAGGAGCUGCUGAGGUGCGACUGCUGAUCCUGGAGAACAUCCUCCUGAGCCCUGCCUAUGAUGUCUACCUGCUAGCUGGAACCUCCAUCAAGUACAAGGUGCAGAAAAUCUGGCAGGGGAAGAUCACAGAACUCUCCAUGCCAUGUGAUCAGUACGAGCUCCAGCUGAAGAACAGCGUGGUCACUCCUGGAGGUGAUGCGAACUCUGCGGUAGCGGAGCUCCAUCCCAGCACCUCUACAGUCGUCGCUCUUCAGCAAGGACACACCAACAUUGUCCUGGAUCACAAGCCCCUGGGGAUGAAGGGAGUGUCUCGUUUCCCUAACAGCACGCUGUAUGUAGUGGAACCUGGAUACCUGGUGUUUAAGAUAAACCCUGGAGAACGCUGGGUUCUGGAGACUGGAAGAACCUACGAAAUCUUCAUUGAAGUGUUCGACAAGUCCAGCAACAAGAUUUAUUUAUCAGAUAACAUCAGGAUACAGCCCACAUUUCCUAAAGAGUUCUUUGAGGUUCUGGAGUCGUCUCUGAACGGAUCAUACCACCGUGUGAGAGUGCUGAAGAAAGGGCAGACGGCUGUCGAGGGGACGCUGAAGGCUGUCGUAGAUCAGAGAGGAAUCCAGCACACACUUCUUGUUCCAGUGAGGAAUGUACAGGACGUUGAAAUCUACAACCCCAUCACCCUCAAUCCCUCCAACCUUACGUUCCCAUGGCAACCGAAAGAAGGAGCAUAUCAGUACACCAUCCAGGUCACUGGAGGAAGUGAAAACUUAAACUGGUCUUCUUCAAACACGGCCGUCGCUAUGGUUACAGUGAAGGGUGUGAUGAAGACCAUGCAUGACAUCGGCGUGAGUACAGUGUACGCUCAUGACCUGCGCAACCCACUGCAUUACGGAGAGAUGAAGGUUUAUGUGAUCCAGCCUGUCAAAAUGGAGUUUGCUCCGUGUGUGGUGGAGGCUCAGGUGAAUCUCACUCUGGAGCUUCCACUGCGCAUCUUUGGCCAGCUCAGCUUGGAGGACCAAGAGAAGGUCAUGCUGAGCGACUGCUCACACUUCGACUUGCAGGUGCAGAUGGAAAAUCAUGGCGUGUUUCAGCUGCAGCAGGGGCUCUUACCCCCAGGUCAGCAGCACUGUAGCGGUGUGCGUGUACAGGCCGUAUCCCCAGGUUACACAAACUUGCUGGUCACUUACGCACACGGAGAAGUUCAUCUGAAUGCCAAGAUCACCAUCGUUGCUUACCCACCUCUCAGGGCAGUAGAUCCAGUGUCCGUUGCUCUCGUUACUCUCGGCUCAUCUAAAGACAUGAUUUUUGAGGGUGGACCGAAGCCAUGGAUUCUUGAACCUUCCAAGUUUUUCAGAAACCUGACAGCUGAGGACACUAACAGUGUCACACUGACGCUAUCAGGCCCGACGUCCCGUAACUACUUCACCCACCAUGUCAGAGCGUCGUGUCGUGCCCUCGGGGAGCAGGUGUUGGCAGUGACCAUGGGGAAUCAGCCGACUCUCACUAAUCCCUUUCCUGCCGUGGAGACCGCGGUAGUGAAGUUUGUGUGCGCUCCUCCAUCACGCCUGGCACUUGUCCCUGUCUACACCACCUCUCAGCUCGACCUGGCCUGCCCCCUGCUGCAGCAAAACGAACAAGUGGCUCCUGUGUCUAAUUACCGGAACCCAGAGUUGGACGUGGUGGCGUUUGACCAGCAAGGAAGAAGGUUUGAUAACUUUAGCUCUCUGAGUAUGAUGUGGGAGUCGUCCAAAGCAGCGCUGGCCAGCAUCAAGCCCAACAAGCCCAUGGAGCUGUACGUCAGUGAGGAGACCAACACCAAGCAGAAGAAGCUUCACGGACGUCAGAUGGUGUUUGUUCAUCAUGAGUCAGGUGUAGCAGCCAUCACUGUGAGUGCGCUGGGCUACCAGACAUCUCACCUGAAGACAGCGGCUGUUCUGACAGGGUUUGAGCCCCUAAUGGUGGUCUCUGCUACAUUGGACCUGCUGUUGGUUGAGGAUGUGACUGUGACCCCACAGUCUGUCUCCAUUUAUAAUCACCCUGAUGUUCGGCUCAUGCUCCUGCUGCAGGAAGGCUCUGGUUAUUUCUUCAUCAAUAGCAGUGUUCAGGGAAUCGCUAAUGUGGAGUUUCAGGAGUCUCGGGGAACUGCUGAGGUGGUUCCAAUGCACCCUGGUGUCCUCCAGGUGAUGAUCCAUGACCUCUGCUUAACUUUUCCUGCCCCUGCCACAACCACAGUGCACAUUUCAGACAUCCAGAAGGUUUAUAUGCAUGUAAUGGAUAAGGUGGAGAUCGGGAAGUCCGUGAGAGCCUACGUCCGAGUUUUGGACGACAACAAAAAGCCGUUUCUUGCCAAAUAUUUUUCUCACAUGAAUCUGAAACUGAAAGCUGCAUCAUCCAUCGUGUCUCUGCAACCUUUAUCAGAGCACUAUGAGAAGGACACGGCUACGUUCCUGGUCAAAGGCUUGGUGAUCGGUCAGACUAGUAUCUCUGCUGUCCUGACAGAUAAAAACGGGAGAGAAAUCACAUCCUCACCACAACAAAUCGAGGUUUUCCCACCUUUCAAACUGCUCCCAAGGAAGGUGACGAUGAUCAUUGGGGCAGUGAUGCAGAUCACAUCAGAAGGAGGUCCACAGCCUCAGUCCAACAUCCUGUUCUCUUUAAGUGACCCACACAUUGCUUCAGUUAACAACAUCGGUCUGGUUCGAGGCGUCGCCGUGGGCAACAUGGCAGUUACAGGAGUCGUACAAGCCAUUGAGCCUGAAAGCGGGAAGCUAGUGGUGAUCUCACAGGAUCAAGUGCAGGUGGCAGUGGUGCAGCUGAAAAGCGUUCGGAUCCAAGCGCCCGUCACCAGGAUGAAGACCGGCACCAUGAUGCCAGUGUACGUGACGGGUUUAACGAGCAGCGAGAUGCCGGUCUCCUUCGGUGACGCUCUGCCAGGACUCACAUUCCACUGGAGCGUAACCAAGAGAGACAUCCUGGACGUCCACAAUCGCCAUUCAGAGGCCUCCAUUAAACUUUCUGCUGAGCAUAAUUUUGCCAUGAGUGUAUUGGGCAGUAGUAAAGGUCGCACCAGACUGAAGGUGGUGGUGCGAACCACUGUUCCAGAAGCAGGGCACUUGUGGGGCAACAAGCUGGAGCUGAGUGAUGAGAUUCAGAUCCAGGUUUUUGAGAAAUUGCAGUUGCUGAAUCCAGAAGUUCAGGCUGAAAAGAUCUUAAUGUCCCCAAACUCUUUAUUAAAGCUACAAACCAACUGGGAUGGAAUGGGAUCUCUGUCAUAUCAGAUUCUAGACUGUCCUGAUGCAGCUUCUGUGGUCCAUGUGGAUGAUCACGGCCAUCUUACCUCAGGCUCUCUGACAGGCACGGCGUCAUUACAGAUCACUGCUCAGGAGAGCUUCGGAGCUGACCAGACAAUUAUUAUUGCUGUGAAGGUGGUCACCGUCUCCUACCUGAGACUGAGCACCAGUCCAGUUUUCUACACCUCUGACAGGGAGCAGUUCCCGGCCUUCCCCCUCGGCUCUGUACUCACCUUCACUGUCCACUUCCACGACAGCAACGGUGAAGAGCUGCACAGACACAACUCACAGCUCACCUUCUCCACCAACAGGGAUGACCUGGUGCAGGUGGAUAAAGAUGUGAGUAACAGUUCUCUCACAGUGAGGACAGUAAAUGCGGGUUUGACGUUGUUGAGCGUUUGGGAUUCGGAGCAGAGCAGCCUGGUGGAUUACGUCAGUCUUCCUGUUCAUCACGCCAUCCAGCCGGCUGAGGCCCACAACCUGGUGCCUGCUGACGUUGUGUGUUUUUCAGCCCGGCUCUUUAGCCAUGAAGAUCUCUCUGGAACAUGGAGCUCAUCAUCCAGCUCCAUCCUGGAGAUCCAUCCCAAGACGGGUGUAGCUGUAGCUCGAGAUGUGGGCACAGUCACUGUUUAUUAUGAGAUACCAGGACAACUGCGCACUUACAGAGAGGUCGUUGUGAACACCGUCUCCAGGACCGUCGCUACGGUUCCCUCAGACUCUGUGAGGAACGAGCGAGAGACCAAAGUGCACCUGACCACCAAAGAAGGAGGAACCAACCUCAUUGGAAGCUGCUCGCCCAUUCAGGUGGAAAGCAUCGUCUCUCUACAGCCCGAGAAGUCCAUCAGUUGCCAUCUGCAGUUCACCAGCAAUGUCGUCGACUUCUCUGCUCAUGACGUCUAUAACACACACACUACUUUUGACCCCAGCACAGGUGUGUACAGCUGUGUGUUGACCCGCGGCCCGUUGACGGAGCAGCAGGUGAAGGUUCUGGGCAUGUCCAUGAGCAGUGUGAGGGUGGAGGCGGGUGUGGAGGGAAGUCGUUUUACAGGAGAGCGAGUUGGCACUGAUCUGCUGGUGAAUCCUGGGUUCUACGCCGAUCAAACACGCAUCAUCCUGAGCAGCCAACACAGAACAGCUGAGCUCAGUGUGUUCAGUGCUACAGGAGUGUUGCAGCACCUGCAGGUGAAGUCGAGCUCUCCCUCCAUCCUGGUCCAGGAGAAGGAGGUCUCCCCCACCUACCCGAGCUUCAUCAAAUACACAGUGACUCUGCUUAACCUGCAGGACACGAUGCCUGCCUCUCUGACCGUGUCGAGUCCCAGCAGCAAACAGCAGCUGCUCAUUCCCAUCACUGUCCUACAACCAGACCCCAGCUCCACCAGCAGAGAAGGAGAUGGAGUCGGGAUCCUGCAGCAGUUCAUGGACUUGGACUCGUACCAGGUCAUGUUCUACACCCUGCUUGCUGUCCUGGCCUGUAUGGUGGUCAUCUUUAUCGUGCGUUGCCUGAACCCGGGACGCUGAGAUCAGCCACAAACAUGCAGUCGACCUGUUUCAAGUGCCUUUAACACUGUGUGUGUGUGUGUGUGUAGCUUCCUGCUAUUUACCGGUGUUUUCUGUGUGGUUCUGCUUGUUUGGAUGAUUAUAGAAUUUGGGCUGCCUUUUUUCUCUCUCUGCUUCUUUUAUAACUCUGGGCAUUCUUAUUCCAGUCCAUGUGAUGAAUCUGUGAACACAUGAAAACUCAUUACCUCACAUCAAACCUGUCAAUCAUGUGAUGUAGUUUAUUAUUAUUAUUAUUAUUAGAGUAUUUUGAAUAUACCAGGCACCACCGUGGCCUCAUUGAAUCUGUCCUCGUCAUGCAGCACUGAAGAUGUGUGAAAGUUUGGCCAGUUUUUUGUGAAGUAAUAAUGUUUCUACUGUUUUCAUUAAGUCUUCAAGGCUGCCAACUCUCACGCAUUCAGCGUGAGACUCACGCAAUUGACCCAAUUCUCACACUCUCAUGCCACACCCCCAUAUUCUCACGCCACACCCCCAUAUUCUCACGCCACACCAUCAUAUACUCACGCCACACCCCAUAUUCUCACACCACACCCCCAUAUUCUCACACCACACCAUCAUAUACUCAUGCCACAUCCUCAUAUUCUCACGCCACACCCCCAUAUACUCAUGCCACACCCCCAUAUUCUCACACCACACCCCCAUAUUCUCACACCACACCCCCAUAUUCUCACAGCACACCCCCAUAUUCUCACACCACACCCCCAUAUUCUCACGCCACACCCCUAUAUUCUCACACCACACCCCCAUAUUCUCAUGCCACACCCGCAUAUUCUUACACCACACCCCCAUAUUCUCACACAAAGCAAUGUGCAGAGAGACCAGACAGACAGUGUAGUGAGAUUUGUGUGACAAUUGUGAUGGAAAUACACAAUUUAUUCCCAUAAACUGUGUAGUCAGCCGUUCUCCCUCCCAUCUGAACCGUGUGAAUUGUGAACGCAGGCAGGUCAGUGAAUUCCAGGGCGCUCAGUGUCUCCGCCCAGUUUAGACUAGUAACUAAUAGGCCUGUUAUAUACUUUAUAUAGAAUUAAGUUAGCAUUAGAAGAGUUGAUUGUUUUGCAGCACUAAGCAGUUAUUUUACAUAACUUUAUCAUAAAAAACAGUACUAAAGCAUUUCCAGAUGACAAAUAUCUGGACAUGCCUAGUAGUUAAUGUUAAUUAUUGUUUUCUAAGAACAGAAUGUCAAGUCAAUGACAUCCCAUAAUAAAAUGAUUUUAUUUAUAUCAAUCACAACUCAUCAAUCAUGUCCAGAUAUUUGACUGGUGGUGGUGUCAGAAUGGAUUUGGAUAUGGAUUUCUUUUCUAGGAUGUUAUCUAAAGUGUCAGGGACAUGUUAAUCUGUGAACAUGUUAAUUACAUGUUAAUCUGUGAACAUGUUAAUCACAUGUUAAUCCU